Messenger RNA from Equus caballus (horse), 2165 nucleotides. It is a transcript of the gene STBD1, whose product is annotated as starch binding domain 1. Gene Ontology annotation, molecular function: starch binding; glycogen binding. The record is from RefSeq and is a predicted model, not a curated record. NCBI's taxonomy places the organism in Eukaryota, Metazoa, Chordata, Mammalia, Perissodactyla, Equidae. Gene Ontology annotation, cellular component: membrane.
GUGGCUCUGCCUGCGUGACCUGAGUCCCCGUCCCGAUCGCCGUGGUCUCCCGCCGAAGCGGCCUCUCAGCCAUGGGCGCCGUGUGGUCUGCCUUGCUGGUCGGAGGGGGUCUGGCCGGGGCGCUUUUUAUUUGGCUGCUGCGGGACACGGGAAAGGAGGGGGACGCGGAGCAGGAGAAGGACGCCUCUCCUGGGGAGGCUGCGACUGCGGGAGGCGAUCAGGGUGGCGGCGGCGGCCUGAGCCCUGGACCUUCCAAGCCGGAGUUGGUCACCAAACCAGAGCAUCUGCAAGAAAGCAAUGGAUGUUUGAUUUCAGAGACCAAAGGCCCUGGCAGCCUGCAGGCAGCAGCGUGCAGACGGCAGAGUCCUUCGGGAGAAGAUGGUGACUGUGUCAGUCCAAGAGACCAUGUUCCUUCUGGACAGUUUCCAGAGACAGAAUCUCUAACUACAUCUGAGACUGGGCACUCCAAGGGUUACUCAAGAAAUGAGAGGUUUGAAUCUCCUAGAGAAGAACGGGGAUUUCAAAAAGGACAAGAGACGCCUGCUAAAGCAGCUCCAUGUUUUGCAGGGAAGUUGCCUUCUAGCAACCUGGUCACGGAUAGAGCUAAAGAAGAUGUGAGCCGUGCGCAGCUGGACCAUCAGACCCCGGCUGACCACGAGGACUGGGAAAUGGUGUCCAGGCACUCAUCUUGGGGAGAUGUUGGUUUGGGUGGCAGUCUUAAGGCUCCAGUGUUAAACCCAAACCAAGGAAUGGACUAUGGCAGAAGCACUCUUGUGGAUGCAAGAGGUCAGGAAAUGGAUGUGAAACAAAAAAGGGUAGUAGCAAUGUCUUCAGAGUCUCGGCAAGUUAGUGUCAGGUUCCAGGUCCAUUAUGUAACAAGUACUGGUGUGCAGUUCAUUGCAGUCACUGGAGACCAUGAGAGUCUUGGGAGAUGGAACACUUACAUCCCACUCCAGGGUAGCAAGGAUGGGUUCUGGUCUCACUCAGUGUCCCUGCCAGCAGAUACGGUGGUGGAAUGGAAGUUUGUGGUGGUAGAGAAUGGAGAAGUUACCCGCUGGGAAGAAUGCAGCAAUAGGUUCCUAGAGACUGGCCAUGAAGAUAAAGUGGUUCACAAGUGGUGGGGGAUUCCCUGACUCAGUUUGCAAAGCAUUGGAGAGGCUGUUGCAGAAUGUGGAAGAGGCUAAGGCUGCGGAGCACUUGAAUAACUUAAAAUAAAAGAAGUGUAACCCCAAAUUUAGCCAUCAGAGUUGUUUCAAAUUUGCUAGUGGCUUUUGUCUAAUGUGUAGAAAUAUAUAUCGUAGAUAAUACUUCCAGUGAGUAUGGACUUUUUUUCCUGUGGCCUUGAUGGAUGGAUUUAUGCUGAUCCAUUAUUACUUUAGGGCUUGGUCCUGUUGGGGAGUAACUUGGCUAAGUUUCAGGUGUGGACUGGUCAGGGAGCACAGAAACGAACCAGUUGCACAGGGUUCAAGCUUGAGCCUUUGGGUGAUUCUUCAACCAAGGGGGUGAAACAAGCCUCCUUCAAAGAGAGCUGAUUUCCUAUUGGUACAGCUGGAGAAACGCUCUCUUUACUACAUGCACACUUUCUAUUUAAAAAUAGUUAACACCAUAUGGAACUGUGAUCAGAAAACAUCUGGUCACUGGAUGUGAUUAGCAAGGAUAUGAGGUAAGGCAUUAAAAGUUCCCAAUGUUUUCCACUUGAUUUUACCUGCCAGGUAUGGUUUGAAGGUAGCAGGUAUGUCUUUGUUUUAACGAUUAAGAGCUGAAUCAGAGUCGGUCAUCAGGAACAGCCCACGAGGAAUGGAAGGAGAAUGGGGUUAAGGUGUGUGCUGAGUGAGGUGGCCUGAGUGGUACCUGCUGGAGGCUGGCAGGUGUGGGUUCAGCCUGAUGGCAGGGAGGGACACACACAUCAUUUACUCCAGGGGCUUUCAUAGGACGUUCUCCGCACUGCCCCUCCCCUCUCACCCCAGGUCUGACUGACAGGUGGACUGUCCCAUAGCAAUCGUCUCACCCUCUCCCCUCCCCUUUCAUCCCAAUGGCUCUCCUGGGUAACAAAAUUCUAACAGGACAGUGCUAGAGAAGUACAUCUUUGCUCUGAGAAGAAAUAAACAUUUAAACUUUGUUAUUAUAACUGAACAAAUAAUAAAACCUGAGUUUUAAUAUCUUUA